This is a messenger RNA of Rhodofomes roseus, 4959 nucleotides long. RefSeq names its product P-loop containing nucleoside triphosphate hydrolase protein. The record is from RefSeq and is a predicted model, not a curated record. Gene Ontology annotation, molecular function: ATP hydrolysis activity; ATP binding; ABC-type transporter activity. The transcript is spliced from 41 exons. Gene Ontology annotation, biological process: transmembrane transport. NCBI's taxonomy places the organism in Eukaryota, Fungi, Basidiomycota, Agaricomycetes, Polyporales, Fomitopsidaceae. Gene Ontology annotation, cellular component: membrane. The coding region runs from base 431 to 4777 and encodes 1448 amino acids.
CGAGCUCCUGAGCCCUCCUGCCGUCCCAGUGCCGUCCCGUGGACUUAUCUCUGCCGUGUCCUGCAUAUAAUUGAGCUCAUAUAUGACUGCACACUCGGUAUUUGCCUAGUAUCCUAAAUGUGACUUUGGCCCAGGAAACAGGUCGGGGCGUCGAAGAAACCAUGGCAUGAACUCGGAAAUGCGUCCAACCGCAACUUGUUAUUGCGGAGUUGACAGGUAGAUUUACACGCGGACAACCCCAUGCUGACUCCGAUGCUGGCCCAGGCUAUCGGUUCCUACUCGCGCUCCAAAUCGUAGAUAGCUCGCCACCAGGCGCGGUGGUAUAUAUGGCCCACCAUGUCCGCAGCUCCCCUCUUGCCUCGCCUCGACUCUCGACCGCAACGCCGUCUCCUCGCAGCUGCAACUGGGCUUCGUCUUUCCCUGGCGCGCCAUGGACCCAGAAAAGAAAGACCCAUCCGACUCCGAGACGACCUCCGUGGACGAACUCGAGAAAGACGUCGAGCAGGAGGCGGGCGUGACAGAGAAGGACCGCCCCGAGCAGCCCACGCGCCGUUCGCGCAAGCUCGAGUUCGACCAGGGCGAGCAGCAUGUGCGGUUCCGCAGGAAGUGGUGGCAGCUAUGGCUACCGACGGACCCCCCGCCGCCUGCACCGAAGUCACUGGACGAUGCGACGCUGCUCCCCAUGGCCUGUGCAUCGUUUAUCUCCGUUCUGACGUACUCGUGGAUUAACCCCCUCAUGAUGCUCGGAUACCAACGCACUCUGCAAGCAACCGACCUCUGGAAGCUCGACUCUUCGCGCGAAGCAGGCACCCUCGGCACGCGAUUCGACCUCGCCUGGGCGGCGCGCGUGCAGGCCGCGGCAGAGUGGAACGCACGCCUCGCUGCGGGCGAGGUCACCCCGUCCCUAUGGCUCCACAUUAAAUGGUUCUUCGUCGCGCUGCUGCAUCUGGCGAGCUUCGGUGAGACUAGAAGGGAGCUGAAGAGGGAAUGGAGGGAGGGCGCGGGACGGAGAGAACCGAACAUUGCGUGGGCGCUGAACGAUGUGUUCGGGUGGACGUUUUGGACGGGCGGGAUAUUCAAGGUUUUUGGUGAUACGGCCCAACUCAUGGGUCCGCUCCUCGUCCGCGCGAUCAUCACCUUCAGUGAGGACCGCCUCGCGGCCAAAGCAGCGGGCGAGCCGACCGCUAGCCUGGGCCGUGGCGUGGGCAUGGCAAUUGGUUUGUUCUGCACGACGGUUACUGCGAGCGUGUGUACGCACCAGUUCUUCUGGCGGUCGAUGAACACGGGCAUGCUCGCGCGUGCGGCGCUGAUCAGCUCCAUAUACAAGCGAGGCCUGGCGUUGACGGGGAAGGCGCGAACGACGAUGCCAAACGCGAAGCUCGUCACGCAUAUAUCCACAGACGUCAGCCGAAUUGAUGCAUGCGCGCAAUGGUUCCAUGCUGUUUGGACGGCCCCCAUCCAGGUCACUAUCUGCCUGAUCAUCCUGCUCGUCCAGCUCGGAUACUCGGCAUUGGCGGGUUUCUCGCUAUUCCUGUUGAUUAUGCCGAUCCAAGAGCGCAUGAUGUCGUUCCAGUUCACGGUCGCUAAGAAGGCGCUCAAGUGGACGGAUAAGCGGUCGAAACUCAUCCUGGAGGUGCUCGGUGCUAUGCGAGUGGUGAAGUACUUUUCCCAUGAGGAGUCCUUCUUGAGGAGAAUCUAUGACAUGCGCAAAAACGAACUCAAGGGCACUCGCAAAAUCCAGAUUGCUCGUUCGGCCAAUAUUGCCUCAGCCUUCUCCGUACCCGUCCUCGCAGCUACCCUCUCAUUCGUGACUUACACCUCCACCUCGCACGCCUUCAACGUCGCGACGAUCUUCUCCUCACUCUCGCUCUUCAACCUUCUCCGUCAACCCCUCAUGUUCCUGCCGCGUGCGCUCUCUGCGACCACAGACGCGCAGAACGCGAUGGAGCGCCUUAAAACGCUCUUCCUCGCGGAACUCAACGAGGGUGAGGCGUUCGCCGUCGACAAGGAGCAGAAGAUGGGCUUGGUAGUGGAAGAUGCGACGUUUGAGUGGGAAGAGAGCUCGAGUGCACGGGAGAGUAAGGAGGACGCGAAGGAGGCCAAGAAGGAAGGAAAGGGGGUCGCGCAGGGGGUCGCUACACCUACCCCAGAGCAAAGCGCCCCGUUCCAGGUCAAGGACGUGACGAUGUCAGUCCCCAGGGGUACACUUGCUGCGGUUGUCGGUACUGUGGGCAGCGGCAAGUCGAGUCUCCUCCAGGGCCUGAUUGGCGAGAUGCGCAAAGUUCGCGGCCAUGUGUCCUUUGGUGGCAAGGUCGCGUACUGCUCACAGACGGCUUGGAUCCAGAAUGCCUCCCUGAGAGAAAAUGUUCUGUUUGGCCAGCCGUACGAAGAUGAACGGUAUUGGAAAGCGAUCGAGAAUGCUUCGCUACUCCCCGAUCUCGAAGUCCUCCCGGACGGUGAUCUGACGGAGAUCGGAGAAAAGGGUAUCAACCUAAGCGGUGGUCAGAAGCAGCGGGUUAACAUUGCUCGGGCACUCUACUACGACGCGGAUAUCGUCAUCUUCGACGACCCGCUAUCGGCCGUUGAUGCUCACGUCGGGAAGGCCCUCUUCGCCGAUGCGAUUUUAGGAGCACUCCGUAACCGCGGCAAGACUGUCAUCCUCGUCACCCACGCCUUGCACUUCCUCGACCAAUGCGACUAUAUCUACACUAUGAAGAAUGGCCGUCUCGAGGAGCAGGGAACCUACGACGAACUCAUGCAGAACGGAAAGGAGUUCUCGCGUCUCAUCGAGGAGUUCGGCGGCACGGGCACUAAGGAGGAAGAAGAAGUCAUUGAGGAGGAGGCAAUCGAGGGCCCUCAGGGCAAACCUGUGAAGGUCAUUGAUGAAGCCAAAAUCAAGGAGGAAUCUGCCAAGCGCGCGGCCGCCGGUACAGGCAGGCUUGAGGGCAGACUCAUCGUCCCAGAGAAACGAACUACGGGUUCGGUGAGCUGGAAGAUCUACGGAGAGUACCUCAAUGCGGGAAGAGGAUGGGCCCUUGGACCCGCCGUCUUAUUCUUCAUCAUCUUGAUGCAAGGCUGCACUAUCAUGAACAGCUAUACGUUGAUCUGGUGGGAAGAGGACAACUGGGGAAAGAAAAACUCGUUCUACCAGAUUCUGUACGCUUGUUUCGGUAUCGGACAGGCUGUCUUCACGUUCGCCGUAGGCGGUACAAUGGACGAGCUUAGCUUCUAUGUCUCGUCCAACCUUCACCACGACGCUAUCCGGAACAUUUUCUAUGCCCCAAUGUCUUAUUUCGACACUACGCCUCUUGGUCGUAUUUUGAGUAUCUUCGGCAAGGAUAUCGAGAACAUCGAUAAUCAGCUUCCUGUCAUUCUGACGAUAUCAAAUAUGGUUGGGAGUGUGACCAUCAUCACAGUACUUGAGCAUUACUUCAUCAUCGCGGUCGUCGGUAUUGCGUUCGGUUACAACUACUUCGCGGCUUUCUAUAGGUCCAGUGCUCGUGAGCUCAAGCGAAUUGAUGCUAUGUUGCGAUCGCUCCUAUACGCCCAUUUUGCCGAGUCCCUCUCCGGCUUGCCCACUAUCCGUAGUUACGGAGAGACAACCCGGUUUCUCAAGGACAACGAAUACUACGUCGACCUGGAGGACAGGGCAGCGAUCCUGACGAUCACCAACCAGAGAUGGCUAGCAAUUCGUCUCGACUUCCUUGGUGGACUGCUCAUUUUCAUUGUGGCCAUGUUGACGGUGUCCAACGCCUCUGGGAUCAACCCUGCGCAGAUCGGUCUUGUUCUGACAUACUCGACCUCCCUUGUGCAAAUGUGCGGCAUGGUCACUCGCCAGUCUGCCGAAGUGGAAACCUACAUGAGCUCCGUUGAGCGCGUUAUCGAGUACAGUCGAGGAGACAGGAUUGAGCACGAGGCCCCGCAUGAGAUCAAAGAUCAUAAACCGCCAAAGGAGUGGCCUGCUCGUGGAGCGAUCGAAUUCAAGGAUGUUGUCAUGCGAUACAGAGCUGGCCUUCCCUUUGUACUCAAAGGCCUGUCAUUGAGCAUCAAGGGCGGGGAGAAAAUCGGUGUCGUUGGAAGGACUGGAGCCGGGAAGUCGUCCCUCAUGUUGGCUUUGUUCCGUAUCGUGGAGUUGUCAUCGGGUUCCAUCAACAUUGACGAUAUCGACAUCUCCACGAUCGGGUUGAAAGAUCUUCGAUCGAAGCUGGCCAUCAUCCCGCAAGACCCGCUCUUAUUCAGCGGCACUAUACGAUCGAACCUCGAUCCAUUCAACCAAUACACCGAUGCUCAUUUGUGGGAUGCACUACGCCGAUCAUAUUUAGUCGAAAACGUUGUCGAGAAGGAUAGCGAAGACGACGACGGCGUCCAGACGCCUACAAGCCGCUUCAGCCUAGACACGAUGGUUGAGUCGGAAGGGGCAAACUUGAGCGUCGGCGAACGCAGUCUAUUAAGUCUAGCUCGAGCCCUCGUGAAGGACAGCCAAGUAGUUGUCCUGGACGAGGCCACUGCGUCCGUGGAUCUGGAAACAGAUUCCAAGAUUCAACAGACUAUCCAGACGCAAUUUGGACACAAGACACUACUCUGCAUCGCUCACCGUCUGCGAACCAUCAUCUCCUACGAUAGGAUCGUGGUGAUGGACUCUGGUCGGAUAGCCGAAUUCGACACACCUUUGAGCCUCUUCCAGGUGUCGGACGGAAUUUUCCGCGGCAUGUGCGAGAGGAGUGGUAUCAGCACGGCGGAGAUAGAAAAGGCCGCUCUCAAAGUCCACAUGCAAUGACGACCCCCUUGGUUCGGGCGUGCAUGACUGAGCGUCACGCUUAAAUAUUCCUACACCCUCAGCGUUACCACAUAGAUGUCAUUUUAGAUGUAUUCUUGACCCAUGUUUUACGACUACUUCUACGUAUACAGAGCUGUAGCGAUGACAACGUAAUCUUGCUAUGCGAUAUAAAAAUACAGCCA